This is a messenger RNA of Triticum aestivum (bread wheat), 1319 nucleotides long. RefSeq names its product dehydrodolichyl diphosphate synthase CPT3. Gene Ontology annotation, molecular function: ditrans,polycis-polyprenyl diphosphate synthase [(2E,6E)-farnesyl diphosphate specific] activity. Gene Ontology annotation, cellular component: endoplasmic reticulum. NCBI's taxonomy places the organism in Eukaryota, Viridiplantae, Streptophyta, Magnoliopsida, Poales, Poaceae. Gene Ontology annotation, biological process: polyprenol biosynthetic process. The record is from RefSeq and is a predicted model, not a curated record.
GUUUGAGAUCGGUGCAUUGCUUGGUUGACCCCUACUUGUGGAAAUGCUUGAUUCACUUAUUAGCCAUGACCCAAAGGUGUUGACUGAGAAGAAGCCUGAUGAGAUAAUUGCGAGUGGUGUUGUUGAAAGUCUGCAGAAUUUUCUGCGCAAGUGCAUCAUAGCUGUCCUCUCAUAUGGCCCAAUGCCUAAGCACAUCGCGUUUAUCAUGGACGGGAACCGCAGAUACGCCAAGUCCAGAAGUAUCAAGCAAGGCACCGGUCACAGCGUGGGCUUCGCUGCUCUAAUGGCAAGUCUUAUCUACUGUUACGAGAUGGGUGUCAAGUACAUCACGGUGUAUGCAUUCAGCAUCGACAAUUUCAAACGCGACCCUAGUGAAGUCAAGACCUUGAUGGAAUUAAUGGAGGAAAAGAUCAACGAGCUGUUGGAAAACAAGAACGUCAUCAACAAGGUUAACUGCAAGAUCAACUUCUGGGGGAACCUGGACAUGCUUCCUGAACCAGUGCGGCUGGCGGCCCAAAAGCUGAUGGCGAGCACCGCCGAGAACACAGGACUGAUCUUCUCCGUCUGCAUGCCGUACAACUCAACCUCAGAGAUCGCCAACGCCGUCACCGAGCUCUGCAAAGAACGGAGGGAUAUGAUGCAGGGGCAGCAGGCCAGCGGCCGCAACGGCCGCCCUGCAAAUGGCGGCGCAUGUUCGGAUAUCUCGGUGUCCGACCUGGAUUGCCACAUGUACACCGCCGGCUGCCCAGACCCGGACAUUGUGAUCCGGACCUCGGGCGAGACCCGGCUGAGCAACUUCCUCCUGUGGCAGACGACGUUUAGCCAUCUGCAGAACCCAGACCCCCUCUGGCCUGAGUUCUCCUGGAGGCACCUCGUCUGGGCGAUACUGCAGUACCAGAGAGCCUACCCGUACAUUGAGCAGAACAAAGAUCUGGCUAAGAAGCAGCUGUGAGUGAGGGAUCUCAUCUCCUUCGGAAGGAGAUAUAUGCAGAUGUUAAUCAAGAAGAUACAAUAAUAACAGAACAGGCCUGGCAUUGAAGCGUCAGUCUGUGAAUAAGGGAUCUGAUCUCCUUUGGGAGGGGAUAAGCAGAUGCCAUGAAAAAGAUAGUACAGCAACCUGUUGAAAGUUGGCCUAAUAUUUUUCGUGUAUGAGAAGAGUGUAAUUAUGGAAACCAUGUGUAUUAUGAUGUACUAGUACAAUUCUUCGUUUUUGCUGUUGUGUUAAACGUCAGCAAUAUCUUGCCACCUAGGCUGAACACGGGAGCCAAGUCGAGAAAAUUGUAAAGCUUUUAAUGGUACCUGCCAUGGUGCCAAGCUUA